This is a messenger RNA of Cyphellophora europaea CBS 101466, 1116 nucleotides long. RefSeq lists its product as uncharacterized. Lineage: Eukaryota; Fungi; Ascomycota; Eurotiomycetes; Chaetothyriales; Cyphellophoraceae. The coding region runs from base 1 to 1116 and encodes 371 amino acids. The record is from RefSeq and is a predicted model, not a curated record. The transcript has a single exon.
AUGGCCGACCGAGAGUACAAAGUUGUCUACAAAUCCCGUAUCCGGGAUCAGGAUGUUUAUGAGGCUGAAAAUGAUAACCGCCGCUACAGGCGACACGACUACGGUUACGAUGAUGAACGUGGGCCACGACGAUCCGGUGAUUACCUUGAGCGGAUAUCAACACAGAGUGAUCAUGGCAGCAUCAGGCAACAAGAGAUGGCACUGGCACCUAGACCCCGACAUAACACCAGAACCGAGUACGACUUUGUUGACCGAGACGAGCCAUAUGGAAGAUCCGGCAAUGCCAUCAUUCUUGAUAGCAGGGAUCGAGAUCUGACUGAGUGGGAAAUCAUUCGGCCUGAGCGAAGCGAGUCUGGCGCGAUCAUCAUUGAGACUGGAGGCCCACGUGGUCGAUACGACUACGAGGUUGUGACAGCACCCCGACCGAGAGAGAAAUCAAUAGGAAGAAGCAGAAGUAUUGUUGAUGCGAUGAUGCAAGUUCAGGUGACUGAAGACCCCGAGGACGAUCGACGGAGCGUGUACAGUCGCCGAGAACGAGGCCGAGCAUUGGAGGUGGAACGGGACAUGCCAGACGCACCGAUGGCUCCGCGGCGGAUGCCCAGCGCCUUCCGACAUGAACAUUCUCCAUCGUCUGAUACUCGGCGUCAUGAACGCAGCAUCGGAUUCCACAAAACGCAGAUCAGAGACCAUGACGCCACGGAGAGGCGACACGAACGCCCUGGGACUGAAGCGGCGUUGGCUGGACAGUAUUUGAUCGACCACCGCGGUGAACGGUUGGACGAGGACUUUGACGGGCGGACCAGUCUUGUCAGCAGGACCAUUCCGCGGUCUCGUAGUAAGAGACGACAUAAGAAAAACCACGAUGAGGAAGUAGACUACGAGCGACGGGAGAGAUAUUAUGAGGAGGACAUCAAUCGGGAUUUCGAUCGACGCAGUAGGCCAUACUCACCACAACGAGCACCAUCGCCGGCUCGGUCACCAUCACCGGAGCCGGAGCCGGAGCGUGAGAGGCGGCACAGGAGGCAUCGUCGCCGUCACCGACACCGCGAGGAAGACGAUGACAGAUCGUAUGUGUCGGAACACUACCGUCGGGUGGACAAGGAGUACCGAGACUGA